UUGACUGAAAGUUGAGACGUGGUACUCCUGCCGCUGUCGAUGACAGUCAGUCUGCAGCAUGACCGCCUGCUGUGUCCCGAGGACCGCUUCUCUCCUCCGGCUGCUUCUUCCUGCCGCGGCCGCGCAGCGGCGCUACAGCCUGAACAUCUCCAUUCAGCUGCUCCGGACGCAGGGCUUCGUGGGCGGCCGCUGGGUGUCCGCAGCCUCGGUGUUCCCCGUCCUGGACCCGGCUACGGGACAGGAGAUCGCCCAGGUGUCGGACUGCGGAACGACCGAGGCCAAGCAGGCUGUGGACGCCGCGGUCCAGGCCUUCUCCUCCUGGAAACACUCCACGGCCAAGGAACGUAGCUGUCUGUUGCGGAAAUGGGUUGACCUGCUGACACUGCAUAAGGAGGAUUUGGCCAAACUGAUCACUUUUGAAUGUGGUAAACCCAUGCGCGAGUCUCUUGCUGAGAUUACGUACACCGCUUCCUUACUGGACUGGUUUUCUGAGGAAGCUCGGCGAGUAUACGGUGACAUUGUGCCUUCACCCUCCAAAGACCGCAAGAUCCUUCUCCUCAAACAGCCAGUGGGCGUGGUUUCUGUCAUCACACCGUGGAAUUUUCCCAGUGCCAUGAUCGCCAGGAAGGUGGGAGCUGCUCUGGCUGCCGGCUGCACGGUGGUGGUCAAACCGGCAGAGGACACGCCCCUGUCAGCGCUCGCUCUGGCUGAGCUGGCGCAGCAGGCAGGGAUCCCGGCUGGAGUCUUUAAUGUGGUUCCUUGUUCCAGAGAAACAACUCCUUCAGUUGGGUCCGUUCUCUGCACCGACCCCCUGGUGAACAAAAUCUCCUUCACCGGCUCCACCGCCACCGGCAAGCUGCUGCUGAAACUCGCCGCCAGCACGGUGAAGAGGGUUUCCAUGGAACUUGGUGGCCACGCCCCCUUUAUUGUGUUUAACAGUGCUAAUGUUGACAUGGCAGUGGGUGGAGCCAUGGCCUCCAAGUUCAGGAAUUCUGGACAGACAUGCGUGUGCUCAAACCGCCUCCUGGUCCAGAAUGGGAUCUACGAUGUCUUCAUGGAGAAGUUACUCCGAGCGAUGGACACGGAACUCCGCCUGGGUCACGGCUCAAAGCCUGAGACCACCCAGGGUCCGCUCAUCAACGCCCGAGCCGCAGAGAAGGUGGCCCAUCAGAUUUCGGAUGCAGUGUCUCGGGGAGCGAAGGUGCUGAAGGGCGGGAAGCGUGUGGGUGGGUCCUUCAUGGAGCCCACCCUGCUGGCUGAUGUCACCACGGACAUGUUGUGCACACAGCAGGAAACCUUUGGCCCGCUGCUGCCCGUCAUCAGGUUUACCACAGAAGAAGAGGCUCUGGCUAUUGCUAAUGCGUCCAGUGUUGGCCUGGCGGGUUAUUUGUACUCUCAGGAUGUCAGUCAGAUCUGGCGGGUGUCAGAGGCCUUGGAGGUUGGAAUUGUUGGUGUCAACGAGGGCCUCCUGUCCACCCCGGAGGCCACGUUUGGCGGUGUGAAAGAGUCUGGUUUGGGCCGUGAAGGCUCCAAGUACGGCAUAGAUGAGUAUCUGGAAGUCAAGUACAUGUGUUUUGGAGGCCUGAAGCCUUGAACCCGUUCAGAGUGAACUCACAGUUCCAUCAAAGGCCGACAGAAUAAUCCAGUAAAUCAGCCGACACAAAAUCUUAAUCUGUCACGAUUGGACUUGUGGUGUUUGUUUGGGGUUUUAUCUUUGUUGUAUUUGUUGUCUUUUUGUUCAUGAUUGGGUUUUGUGUUAGGGAUUUCUCUUGUCUCAUGUCUAGUGCUGGUAGUUUCCUCCAGCCUUUUUGUGUACCAAACGCUGCUCGAACUAUCAUUAAACCCUGU
Thalassophryne amazonica is the source of this 1848-nucleotide messenger RNA. RefSeq names its product succinate-semialdehyde dehydrogenase, mitochondrial-like. Gene Ontology annotation, molecular function: succinate-semialdehyde dehydrogenase (NAD+) activity. Lineage: Eukaryota; Metazoa; Chordata; Actinopteri; Batrachoidiformes; Batrachoididae. Bases 59 to 1594 code for a protein of 511 amino acids. The record is from RefSeq and is a predicted model, not a curated record. The transcript has 10 exons. Gene Ontology annotation, biological process: GABA catabolic process.